Seminavis robusta is the source of this 1623-nucleotide messenger RNA. NCBI's taxonomy places the organism in Eukaryota, Bacillariophyta, Bacillariophyceae, Naviculales, Naviculaceae. The record is from the annotation of a GenBank genome assembly.
CAGAAAUCUUUGCGGGUUGAAAAACCUUGACAAAGGGCCACACUAAGCAGUGGCCACUCCAGGGUCCAGAUCAUUACUAGCUACUAGAGCAUUUCAGCCUUACCGGGCAAUACAUGUAGUCUAUCAAAAAAAGCCUCAUGGUGGAAUCACAACAGAAGAAGACAGCAGCCAGCACCAGCCAGGGAGCCUUGUUUAAGCUAACGGGGGGCUUGCUUGUGUAAUGGUGUUCUUCGUCUUUACCUGGCAUAAUCAUCACUUGCACUGCUAUUGCUACGUUACAGGAGGAUUGCUAAGUACUAAGAAGGUCUUCUCAGGCAUGUUGAGGAUGAUGUGGUGAGCUUUGAUGUGGUGCCGCUGUGCCGCUGGUGCCUAUGGUGGGUGGAGCGAGGAUCUGUUGGGAUCAAAGUGGACUCCAUGCCCGGUCGACGCUCCACACAAGAACCAUCCCCUAUCUCCCAGCUUUGCCUCUUUGUUCCAGCUUGCAGUAGUCUCAACAUGAUGUCCGUUCGUGAAUCUACAAGUCCAUGGCCUGAUACUUUGGGAGCUUGGGGGAAACUUUGGCGCUGCUAUUCCUUUGGGUGUGCAUGGUGCCCAGUGAGUCGAGUCCAAACAAUCCAGCUGGUUGCCUGUCGACUCUAUCUAAACUGCACUGUACCGGUACCUGCAACGCUGGUUGCCAAAGCCUUGGGUACGAGCCCUGAGAUCUACAGGCUGCUCCGCGAACCUUGGUCGGGAUCGGCACGGUGUGGUGGAAAACUUCUGGCCAGCCCCAGAACUGCGGAUGGUCGUGUGAAUUGGCCCCUCUCGAUCUCUCAAUAGCCACCGUACCAUGAUGAUUCCUUGAUCCCAUAAAAUAAGGUCAAGUUCCCUUCUAGCUAGUAAGCAAAGCCAACAAAGCCAACAUGAAUACGAGUAUCAAGAGCACCCAGGAGCCCCUGUUCGUAAAGUGCAUCUUUGACGAGGACGUAUCUUUUAUGGAUGCCUCUCUGAUUAUUGACCUGAUUACUUUGUUUGAUAACGGUGAUCCCUACGCGGGGAAAGUCGGCACUGUCACUCGAAACCGUGCCAAAGCACUGCUCCAGAUUGAACGUGAUGCUGUCGACAGCCGGCACAAGUUAGACCAGGACACGGCUGGAAAGCUCCAACAAGCCAAAUCCAAGUUCGAUGCAUGUCUUGCCGAGCUCAUUGAGGAACGGUUGGGAGUCUCGAACCGCAGUGAACUUCCUCCAUUUGCAGCGGCAUUGGGUGAUGAAAUCGAGUUGGUCUAUCGUCACAAGGUCGAAUCCAUUCGAUCUCGGGAUCAUUUGCAAAAGGCAUGCUUGGCAGCCGUCCGCAAACAACGUGUAGUAGCGGUACAUCAAACGACGGUGGCACGGUUAGAGGAUCUGCAAGCAUCCGGGGCCGUGAACAAAUCCCGUGUCAAGGAAGCUUUGGCGGAUGCUCGUGUGGCACUCGCCCAAGCGCAGGAAGAUCUGGAGUAUCAAACGGACAUUUGCAGUAUGCUUGCCACGAAGAAGAAGGGUCAGAUGCAAGUGCACAAACGUCCCAGCCUGGUUGGGACAUUUUUCAAGUACAGCACAUUGUAGAUUAACUGAAUGAAUAAACAUCACGGCAAUGGGAGGC